Molecule: messenger RNA, 879 nt
Organism: Hypoxylon trugodes
Lineage: Eukaryota; Fungi; Ascomycota; Sordariomycetes; Xylariales; Hypoxylaceae
Exons: 3
Coding region: 84-713 (209 amino acids)
Cellular component (GO): nucleus; CHRAC
Molecular function (GO): protein heterodimerization activity
Source: RefSeq, a predicted model, not a curated record
CAAGCUUUUAAAUCUUAAGCUGUGUUCAAUCUCGAUUCCCUUCCUCGCCUUUUUUCAGUCUCAUCAUCCCGACGGAAUUCACAAUGCCGUACAACACCACUGCGAUCCCUCCUCGCAAGGAGGUUACAGGCCAGACUCAGCUUCCCUUGUCACGAGUAAAGAAAAUCGUAGCCCAAGAUCAAGAUAUCAGCAUAUGCUCCAACAAUGCCGCCUUCGUCAUCACACUCGCAACCGAAAUGUUCAUCCAAUACAUGGCAGAGCAAAGCUACAGCAUGGCCCGUCUAGACCGCAAACCGCGCCGGAACAUCCAAUACAAAGACCUAGCCGCCGCCGUCUCUGCGAAAGAGAACCUCGAGUUCCUCGAAGACGUAGUACCCAAAACCUCAGUAUACAAGCAAAUUAAAGCACAAGCAGCCGCCACCCGCGCACAGCUUAAUAACGGCACCUUCGCGGCUCCGGGCGAUCGACCCGAUGACUCACCUGAGAUAGGAAUGGCAUUUGGUAGCACAGCGAACGGAUCCGGAAGUAGUAAGAAACAUCGCCCGAGUACAAGCCGCUCGAGUUUGAAUGGCGGCGCGGGGAGUUUUGUAGGCGCUAGUGGUGCUCAGAUCGUGAGUGAGGAUGAUGGAACGGAGGCCGACCCCGCGGAUCAGUUGCGCAGUGAGAUGAGGCAGGCGAAUCGUGGUCAGGGGGAUGUGCAGAUGUCCGGUUAGGAACCGUUAUUCGGCAAAUGGAUUAUGCGUAAAUAGGUUAUGCGAUUAUAUUGCAUUGGACUCAAGAUUGCGAUUGGGGGCUUGGGUUUAGGACCAAUGGAUAUAUGAUGCGAAGCAAUCUCUAUAUUUGAUGAAUGACCAAUAAAUCGUGAACAUGCACGUCUUU